AUGAGGUUCACAUGGAGACGGUGGCGAAAAUGGAGCUUCUUUUGGAACGAACAUGGUAUUGACCCGACUGGAACCUACCACGGAGACUCAGAUCUCCAGCUUGAAAGGAUCAACGUGUAUUACAACGAGGCAACAGGCGGGAAGUACGUUCCUCGUGCUGUUCUUGUCGAUUUGGAGCCUGGAACUAUGGACUCUGUCCGUUCCGGUCCCUUCGGACAGAUCUUCAGACCCGACAACUUCGUGUUUGGCCAAAGCGGAGCUGGUAACAACUGGGCUAAGGGCCACUACACUGAAGGAGCCGAGCUUGUGGAUUCCGUCUUAGAUCUAGUGAGAAAGGAAGCCGAAAGCUGUGACUGCAUUCAAGGUUUCCAACUCACUCACUCCCUCGGGGGCGGUACAGGCUCUGGCAUGGUAACACUCUUCAUCUCAAAGAUCAGAGAAGAGUACCCUGACCGAAUCAUGAACACAUUCAGCGUUGUGCCGUCACCCAAGGUUUCUGACACCGUGGUCGAGCCAUACAACGCCACCCUGUCCGUCCAUCAGCUGGUAGAGAACACAGAUGAGACUUACUGCAUCGACAACGAGGCCUUGUACGACAUCUGCUUCAGGACCCUCAAACUAACCACACCAACCUAUGGUGACCUGAACCAUCUCGUCUCUGCUACCAUGAGUGGUGUAACAACCUGCCUUAGAUUCCCUGGACAGCUUAACGCCGACUUAAGGAAGCUUGCUGUCAACAUGGUACCCUUCCCCCGUCUCCACUUCUUCAUGCCUGGCUUCGCUCCCCUCACCAGCCGUGGCUCCCAGCAGUACAGAGCCCUGACUGUCCCUGAGCUCACCCAACAGAUGUUCGAUGCCAAGAACAUGAUGGCUGCCUGUGACCCACGCCACGGACGCUACCUCACUGUUGCUGCCAUGUUCCGUGGCCGCAUGUCCAUGAAGGAGGUCUUUGAGCAGAUGCUGAACGUGCAGAACAAGAACAGCUCAUAUUUCGUUGAAUGGAUCCCCAACAACGUUAAGACCGCUGUGUGCGACAUACCACCGCUUGUUCUUAAGAUGUCCGCCACCUUCAUCGGUAACAGCACUGCCAUCCAGGAGCUGUUUAAGCGCAUUAGCGAGCAGUUCACCGCUAUGUUCAGGCGCAAGGCUUUCUUGCAUUGGUACACCGGUGAGGGUAUGGACGAGAUGGAGUUCACUGAGGCCGAGUCCAACAUGAACGACCUGGUAUCUGAGUACCAGCAAUACCAGGAUGCUACCGCUGAGGAGGAGGGCGAGUUUGAUGAGGAGGAAGAGGAAGCUGAGGAGGCGUAGACGCUAGACCCUCGAACCUUUCCAUGAAUUUCUUAGAGGAAGUUUAGCACUGGAGGCUCUGCAGAAGAUCUCUUGGACACUGCCUUAUUCCGCCGCGUGUGUAAAAGAAACAAAAUCAAUACGAACCAGCCUAUUCCCAGGCGUUCUGAUCUGGCUUCCUAUUAUGGCUAGACGUUGUGACGUCACAAGAAGCUCUCUCCCAGACCCCCACUUUUACCCAAGGCUCAUAUAUGAGCACAGGAAACCCAGGAAAGAGGCUGAAUUCGUAUCUUUAGGUACUAUACCAUUGUAAGGCGAGGGUCCUUUGCUUAAAUAAGAUAUAUUAUUAUAGGAACCUUAAUCCCCAAAUUUGUACAUAUUCACUAAUGAUUACAAUAAACAAAUAAAAUACAGCCAUGUUAAAA
Messenger RNA from Nematostella vectensis (starlet sea anemone), 1715 nucleotides. RefSeq names its product tubulin beta chain. Gene Ontology annotation, molecular function: GTPase activity; GTP binding; structural constituent of cytoskeleton. Gene Ontology annotation, cellular component: cytoplasm; microtubule. Lineage: Eukaryota; Metazoa; Cnidaria; Anthozoa; Actiniaria; Edwardsiidae. The coding region runs from base 1 to 1311 and encodes 436 amino acids. The record is from RefSeq and is a predicted model, not a curated record. The transcript is spliced from 5 exons. Gene Ontology annotation, biological process: microtubule cytoskeleton organization; mitotic cell cycle.